This is a messenger RNA of Mangifera indica (mango), 2887 nucleotides long. Its product is annotated as anoctamin-like protein At1g73020. The record is from RefSeq and is a predicted model, not a curated record. Bases 704 to 2698 code for a protein of 664 amino acids. The transcript has 16 exons. Gene Ontology annotation, molecular function: chloride channel activity. NCBI's taxonomy places the organism in Eukaryota, Viridiplantae, Streptophyta, Magnoliopsida, Sapindales, Anacardiaceae. Gene Ontology annotation, biological process: chloride transmembrane transport.
ACAAGGAUGCAUCCUAUUGGGAGCUCGACAGAAAACCAAACAGAACAAAGCUUACCGCAAAACGCAGCCUCAAAUCUCCACGUGUGUCGCUUCUUAAAAGGACAGCAUCCUAUGUGUUACAAGACUCUCUCUCUCUUUUACUACAAUGCAAGCUGAGCGACUAGUGUUCGGUUUCUUUUUUUCAGUUUGUGAUCCUGAAUUGAUGUUUCUGAUCCUAAACAUGUUGUUUAAUUUUGUUUUAUGAGAUUUUUUUUUGGUCGUGCCUUGAGAAACUUUGUUGCUGUUUUAGCAUAUUUGCGUUUCUUUGAUAGUUAACAAGCUUUAUUCGAUCUAGAUAUAGAUACCUCAUUUGCCUAUUUGAGUUGAAAUUGGGAAACUCUUCUCGUUUUUUGAGCUAUUUGGACAGUAAGUUUUUUCCUUCUUGUUUUGUUUGAUUCGAAAGAGUGAGACCCCUUUGGCUGUUUUAACCAAAAAUCAUAUCUUUUGUUAGCUACCUGCAUUUGCAUUUCAGCAAAAUUUGUUUUUGAUUCUGAAUAGCGAGAGCAAAUUUGGGUGGGAACAGGAACCUUUUGGCUACCUGAGCCGUUUCAGCAAGAAAGUCUUUGUCUUCAUUGAUAUAAUAGCCACUCGAUCCUCUGUGCUGCUGUGGAGGAUCUGUUUGAUUUCUUUCCUCUUGGUGGUUGUGGUGUGAAUUAUCCUGGAAAUGAAUGGACAUGGAGAGGAAGAGAUUGUGUAUGAGAUAGGGGUGGUGGUACCAAAGAGCAAUGCCAUAGAAGGACAGGAGAGUCGUGAUUGUGUUGAGAUUCUUGAAGCUGAGUUCAGGAAAGUGGGGCUGAUAGUUGAUAGAGUUUCUGGAGUUUCAGAUGAGUUUAUCAAGGUAGCAGCACCCCUGGAGACUUUGGGGAGGGCUGCAGCUGAGAUGCAGAUGUGGAAACCUACUCAUAUUGGAAUGGAUCUGCAAUUUGAGUGGGAAGAGGUUGAUGCUUUUGUGAAACAGCCCGAUGGUUCAUUGUUUAGUUGGUAUGAACGUUUUCAGUGCUACCAACACUUAUUAUACGGGAUUGUAAGCAAGAGUGACUCAGGCAUCAUUUUAAAUUUUGAUGGUAAAGAAUUCCGCUGGGAAGUUGGACAAUCUUUACUGAAAAGGCUGGAAUCCGAGGGCAUCAUUAAGCAAGUCUUUCCUUUGCACGAUGAAACCAAGAGGAGGAAGCUCCUGAGAAGUUGGGCACUCAAUUGGUGGGAUUUGACUGAGCAACCAAUUGAUGAGAUUUAUUCAUAUUAUGGGACAAAGAUUGCAAUCUAUUUUGCAUUUCUUGGAAAGUAUACACAAUGGAUGUUCUUUCCAGCUGCAUUUGGGCUUAUCUUGCAAACUGUUGAUUUUGGAUCGUUGCAGUUGUUAGUGCUGCCGGUGUUUUUCAUAAGCAUAAUUUUAUGGGCUGUUUUGUUUUUCCAGUUUUGGAAACGUAAAAACUAUGCCCUUUUAGCUCGAUGGCAUAUAAAUUGUACAAUUGGUGCCAGCCAAGGAAAUAAACUGUUGGGCCUGGACCAAUCUCCUCUGGAACUAAUGGAAAAAAUGGGGAUGAAUGAAAAACAAGAAAAGCAAUUAUACCAAAGAUAUGAAUGGCUGGGAUAUCUCAUGCGAUUUAGAAAUGAUGCUAUCAUUAUCCUGAGCAUCAUCUGCCUCCAGUUGCCAUUUGAGUUGGCCUAUGCUCAUCUUUACGAAGUUAUUGGAUCUGACUUACUUAAGUUUGGGUUGACUGGCAUUUACCUUUUUUUCAUUCAGUAUUUUACACAAUUUGGGGGUAAAAUAUCGGUCAAGCUCAUCAAAUAUGAAAACAAUGAAAAUACAGAAUAUAGGGCUGACAGCUUGGUGUACAAAGUGUUUGGUCUUUAUUUUAUGCAGUCAUAUAUAGGAAUUUUCUAUCAUGCCCUUUUACAUCGCAAUUUUACUACUCUUCGUAAAGUCUUGAUUCAGCGUCUUAUGAUCUCUGAGGUUUUGGAAAAUUUGUUGGAAAAUUCUUUGCCGUAUCUCAAGUACAGCUAUAAAAAAUACAGGACAAUCAGAAACAAGAAAAAACAUGAGAAAGGAUCAUCAAGCGCAAAGAUCUGUUUCACCACUAGGGUGGAGAAAGAGUACCUGAAACCUGCAUAUUCUGCAAGUAUUGGUGACGAGGUAGAGGAUGGUCUGUUUGAUGAUUUUCUGGAGUUGGCGUUGCAGUUUGGGAUGAUCAUGAUGUUUGCUUGUGUCUUUCCUCUGGCAUUUGCCUUCACUGUGGUGGUAUACCUUGUUUUUUCUUUAGUGAAUAACAUCAUGGAAAUUAGAACGGAUGCGUUGAAGUUACUUUUUAUGUUGAAACGACCGGUUCCUCGUGCUGCAACAUCAAUUGGAGCUUGGAUAAACAUAUUUCAGUUUCUGAUAGUGAUGUCAAUUUGCACCAACUCCGCUCUUCUAGUGUGGUUAUACGAUGAGGAAGGGAAGUGGAAAGUGGAGCCAGGGCUUGCAGGAAUUCUCAUCAUGGAACACAUUCUCCUAUUGAUCAAAUUUGGCUUUUCGCGUUUACUUCCUGAGGAGCCUGCUUGGGUUCGAGCGAAUCGGGCGAAGAAUGCUACUCAUGCGCAGAAUGUGUGUUCUAAACAGCUGUUGAGGAACAUCUCCGGUGGAGAAAAAACAUUGUAUGGACAAAAGAAGAUGGAGUGAAGAUCAACAUUUACAGGUAUAGUCAUUGACCAGAAGCUGAUGCUGGAGAAUUAUGAAUCUUGUAUGACAGUGAUGUAUCUAUUUUAUAGAGGAUUCUGUCUUGAGUUUCCUCAUCUUCUUGUAAAUUGAGUGUUUCCUCAAGGACAUUUUAAAUUAUUUCUGCUGUAAUUCAUUCUGUGGCUUUUGGUA